Thelazia callipaeda (thelaziosis nematode) is the source of this 2663-nucleotide messenger RNA. The record is from the annotation of a GenBank genome assembly. Lineage: Eukaryota; Metazoa; Nematoda; Chromadorea; Rhabditida; Thelaziidae.
CUGAUUUUUGCUAAGAUAAAGCCAUUGGACAUUAAGUAUUUGUUGCAGGUGCUUCUGUACAAAAUAGUAGAUGAUGAAUCGGAUGAAAAACUUGCUGUGGAAUAUAUCGAAAACUUCGAAUGUUCUGCUCUACAAAUAACAAUUAGAGAGCAAAAUUUAUAUUGUGCUGAAGGUGGCAAAAUCAAAAUUAGAACAUUCCAGGGUUGUGUGAAGCAAAUAAUAUCUAUGCCAGAAAGUGAAGGAGAACCUAUAAUGAUGGAUAUCAAUAAUUCUUGGUUAUGCAUUAUAAAUAGUAAUGGAUAUAUACGUAUUUAUGAUCUGUCAUCAGGGGAAGUACGACAACAAUGUAAUUCAAAGUAUAUUCCGGCAGUGGUUGAAAAUUUUAGGCAGUUUUUACAUGUAAAAAUAAAUGGAACUGGCAAUCGUGUUAGCUUCACGUAUUUCGUUGGUGAUGAAGAAAAAGUUAGUCCCAGUAUUAUGAUAUGGGAUGCCGAAACGGAUCGAGUUUCAAAGUUCAAUUUUCUUACUGGUAUGACAGAUCAGCAACAGUUUGAUGCGGAUGCUGAAAUUGAGCUUCCUUCCGAGAAUCGACCAACUACUGCUGCUGUCCGUAAAAUCAAAAAAGAGCAAAAACGAUUUCGUUUACUAAAUCAUUUGCCUGGCACAUUAUGUUGGGACAGCAAUGAUCCACGAUAUUUAAUAUGUGAAGCAAAUCCUUGGAAAGCAAAUAUGGUACAAACUGUGCAUUGUGCUUUUAUUGUUUCAGCUGCACUUUUCUUUUUCAUAACCAUUAUGUUUCAAUUUAGCGAAAGUGUUUGGGAGCAUAUGGCUCAGAUGUGCGUGAAAACACAACGUCUUGAUAUAGCUCUAAUAUGUCUCGGGAAAAUGAAACAUGCCUCUGGAGCAAGAGCUUUACGCAUCUCAAGCAAAAAUAAUGACCCUCAUGAAGUUCAAGUGGCUAUUUUAGCCAUCCAGCUUGGUUUAUUAGUAACGCAAGAAUUGUUCUACAAAUGUAAAAGAUACGAUUUGGUAAAUCGACUUCUGCAAACACGAAAUCGUUGGGAUGAGGCUAUUCAGUUUGCUCAAAAUAAUGAUCGAAUCCAUCUACGGAACACAUAUUACAAUUAUGCAAAGCAUCUUGAGUCAUUGGGUUUAAUUGAUAAAGCUAUCGAAAACUAUGAAAAAUCAGGCAUGCAUCGAUUUGAGGUGCCACGUAUGCUUUUCAAUGAACCUAAAAUGCUUGAGGCAUAUAUAAAGAAAACAAAAGAUCCGUUAUGGUGGGCUCAAUAUAUGGAAAGUCAAAAUGAAUUAAAAGUAGCGCGAUUAUUUUAUCAGUAUACGAAUGAUUAUUUAUCAAUUGUUCGUCUACUGUGUUAUAGCAAUGAUAUUGACGAAGCAGUUGAAGUAGCUAAUAAUAGUGACAAUAAAGCAGCAUGUUACUAUCUGGGGCAAUACUUUGAAGCACACAUGGAUCCAAAAAAAGCAGUAGCAUUCUUCACGAAAGCAUGCGCAUACAGUAAUGCAUUACGACUUGCUAAAGAACAUUGUAUAAACGAGGAAAUUGCUAACUUGGCUCUGAUGGCUGGAGGAAAUGAAAUAGUUGAGGCAGCGCAAUAUUAUGAAAAUAUACCUGGACAAGCUGAUAAAGCUGUAAUGCUGUAUCAUAAGGCUGGCAUGAUUAAUCGCGCUCUUGACUUAGCAUUUCGUACAGAACAGUUUAGUGCAUUAGAUCUCAUCAGUAAUGAUUUGGAUCAGAAUUCUGAUCCACAAACGCUUCAACGUGCUGCUGAAUUCUUCCAAAAUAAUCAGCAAUUUGAUAAAGCUGUUCAGUUACUAGCUUAUGCUAAAAAUGCAGUCAAUCUAUGCAAAGAAAAAAAUGUUCCAUUAAGUGAAACACUGGCAGAAAAAUUAACUCCUUCAAAAGAAAAUAUUACAAAUGAAGCAGAUCGCAUUAAAUUGCUAGAAUCUAUUGCUGAAUGUUGUCUACAUCAGCGAAAUUAUCAUUUUGCUGCAAAAAAGUAUACUCAAGCUGGAAAUAAACUUAAGAUAAGCUUUUUCGCUAUGCAAUCGCUAAUUAAAUCGGCUGAUACUCCUAAAAUUAUAUUCUUUGCAUCUACAGCAAAAAAUAAGGAGAUUUAUAUAUUAGCUGCAAAUUAUUUGCAAACAUUGAAUUGGAAAGAAAAUGGGGAUUUGAUGAAACGGAUCGAAUCGUUUUACAGUAAAGCUAACGCACAUGAACAUUUAGCUACUUUCUAUGAAGCUUGCGCAGAAGUUGAGAUUGACGAUUACAGAGAUUAUAGUAAAGCUAUGGAUGCUCUUAUUGAAGCCAUGAAAUAUCUCACUAAAUAUUUAGUGCUUAAAGUUAUAACAGAAGAAAUGCUGAAAUUACAAAAUGCUUUUUGCUUUCAGGCAUAUUCACUAAUACAGCAACUGAAAGAACGUGAGCCACAAAUUAAGUUGAGUCAAUUUGUGAAUCAAGAAAUUCAAAAUAUUAUAUGUGAUGAGUUGAAGAUCCCACGGAUAUCUGACACAAACAGUACAGAAUCGGAAUGGACUGGAGAAGAUGAAAUUGAUGGCGAAGAUGUGGAUUACAGCUAUGAAAUGAAACGACGAAUUCAAAGUAAUAAAUAUAAAUUUGAUAAAGAUUACUUCAAAUCAUGAAC